AUGCCUAUCACAGGCGUGUACUUCAUCCCCUCAAACCCAAACGCCUCAACGGCCCUCCAAAUAAUAACAGAGCGCCUCCGCGCCGCCUUCCCAAAUGAAGAACUAACCCCAAUCGGCCGCUGGGGCCUGGAACAAAAGCUCCUCCGCGACACCCCAGGCCUACUCCCCUCCUCAAACUCAAACAAAAAACCCCCAAACCCACGGUACAUGCAAUUCCUCUCGUUAACCCACUACCCAACCCACGGCUUCAUCUACACCUCGGAGCCAGAGAAACCCGCCCCAGCACCAAACCAAAAUCAAAACCAAGGCGCGCCUGGUCCCGUAAAUGCCAUUGCGCCAGAUCACUCUCCCUCCCCGCCAAUGGUCAUGACUACUAUCCCACCUUCCUCGUACGGAACCCUCUUCCAGCACUUCACCUACGCUUGCCAGCCUGUCUGGAGCCACCGGUUCACGCUCGCUGUCCCGAACGGGAUCGUCUAUGAGGUUGGUGACUUCCGCGUGCGUCUUGGUGACGUGCGGCAGACGUUCCCGACGGCGCGGGUGCGUGGUACAGUUGUUGAGAUUGAGUGGCGUGGUCCGUCGAUUGUGGAGGCUAUUCCUGUGGAUCGGGGGGAUGGGUCGUUUAGGGCUGGUGCUGGUAAUGGUGAUGUGGAUGUUGAAGCUGCGGGUAUCGACCUCGCUAGCUCUGCGGUUGAGGAGUCCGAUAUCGAUGCUGAGUAUGCGGCGACUGCGUCGCUGAUUCGCGAGUUUUGGGGGAGAUUGGGUGUUGAGGCUCGGGAGGCGAUUCUUAUUCCGAACGUUGGGAUGGAGGUUAAGGAUCGGUUGAGGAGAUGGAAGGAGGCUGGGUCUGGGGUCGAUGCUAGGGUUGAUAUUAGUGUUGAUGGGGCAGGCUCUGUGGUUGGUGAACGUGCUGAAGAAGAUCCUGAUCCGUGGUCUGGGGCGGAUGUUGCGAGGCAGUUUAUGGAGGUUUUGAGGUUUAAUCGAUAG
Penicillium hordei is the source of this 987-nucleotide messenger RNA. RefSeq lists its product as uncharacterized. The transcript has 2 exons. NCBI's taxonomy places the organism in Eukaryota, Fungi, Ascomycota, Eurotiomycetes, Eurotiales, Aspergillaceae. The coding region runs from base 1 to 987 and encodes 328 amino acids. Gene Ontology annotation, biological process: regulation of transcription by RNA polymerase II. Gene Ontology annotation, cellular component: mediator complex. The record is from RefSeq and is a predicted model, not a curated record. Gene Ontology annotation, molecular function: transcription coregulator activity.